GAAUUUUUGUAUAGCGCGCUACUAUUGAGGGAUCUUUAUCUUCUCAAGGCCUUUCCGCGUACUCGAUUAUAGAGUCCUUCUUAUGACUCUCAGUGGGCCUUCAUUCAAAACCAAAGAUGAAGCUAAAGACUUCUUGAAGUGUUUGUUCGAUCAAGAACUUACUGUCCACGUAUCAGAUGGUCGAAGAUAUAUUGGAAGCUUUUGGUGCACAGAUAAUGUUGGAAAUAUUGUAAUGGGUUCGUGUACAGAGUAUCCGGCACCUGAUUCAGCAUCCGACAAUUCGCUAAGAGAUUUAACCACUGUUGUUAUCCCUGGACAGCACAUAAUAAAAAUUGAAUGUGAUAGUCGUUUGCUAACAAAUUGAUUUUUUUAAUAUAAAACUUUUAACUCAUUUACUCCCCUUCUGUUCUGCUGUCCUGUUAAUUUUUAUUUUUCAUAUAGUGAUUUUUAUUUUAGUUCUCUUAUUAGUGUUUAAAGGUGAAUGAUACAAAGUUAGUAAAUAAAGCAUCAUUAGAUACGUUGAAUCUAUGUACUUACCAAAGAGGGAAAGAAGGAUGAUUAAAAAAAUAAUUUGUGUUGUUUCUGCAUAUUGGUUUAUUUCCAUUUCCUUGGUAUUUAUAAACAAAUGGUUAUUGAGUGAUAAGUCUGUAUCGCUAAAUGCACCGAUAUUUAUAACUUGGUUUCAAUGUGCAGUUACAGCAUUUCUAUGUUAUUUAACAUCGUAUCUAGCUAUGCUGUUACCUAGUCAUGUGAAGUUUCCACAGUUGAACUUUUCUUUUAAAACGUCUAUUGAAAUCUUGCCACUGUCUAUAAUAUUUGUUUCAAUGGUCUGCUUUAACAACCUAUGCCUGAAGUACUUGAGUGUUUCGUUUUAUUUUUUAGCACGAUCACUAACUACAAUCUUCAACGUUAUAUUUACUUAUUUACUGCUAAAUACGAAAACUUCAACAAAGGCAUUGAUUUGUUGUGCUGCCAUAAUUGUUGGAUAUUGUGCUGGAGUAAUUGUUGAGGGUAAUUUAGGUUCUUUAAGUUGGAUUGGAUUAGUGUUUGGUAUUGCAUCUAGCAUUACUUGUGCAUUAAAUUCUAUCUACACAGCAAAGUGUUUACCAAAAGUGGAAGGCAGUGUAUGGAGACUUACAUUUUACAAUAAUCUUAAUUCACUUUUUUUAUCAAUCCCUAUUAUUGGCUUAUUGGAAUAUCAACCAAUUAAGGAACAUUUUUUUCAUACUAGUGCUUAUUUCUGGUUUAUUAUGGUAAUUAGUGGAAUAUUUGGAUUUGCUAUUGGUUACAUCAGUACACUACAAAUUCAAGUGACCAGUCCAUUAACUCAUAAUGUUUCUGGUACUGCUAAGGCAGCUGCACAGACAGUACUAGCUGUGAUAAUUUAUCACGAAAUCAAAUCAAUUUCAUGGUGGCUUAGUAAUAUUGUUGUUUUAGGCGGAUCAGCAGUUUAUGCAGCUGUUCGACAUAUAGAACAUGAACAAAAAUCUAAAGGAUCAAUGAAUUUUAAUCGAAAUGAUAAUUAUUUUACUAGUGUGGUUGUUGUUGGUAGUGAUGAUAAAGAUGUUGAUGAUGCCAAACAUGGUCUUCUCAAUUUUGUGAAUAAUGACAAUCGUAAUGAUGAUGAUUUAUAUGAUAAGAACCGUGUAUUAUCUUCAUCUAAAGAUUCAUUAGUUUCAUAAUUUCUUGGUAUUCUCUUGUAUUUUGUCUUUUUUUUGUAAAGGGAUUACAUUUUUUUGCUCUCUAUGGGUUGCUUAAUAACUUGAUUUCACUGUGAUAUGAAAUAAAUGUUUAGAUUCAGUAGAAGAAUUGAAGAUUUUCUGUCUUAACUUUUUCUCCGUAUAAUGGGUUUACUUUCGGAAUCAUAUGAAAUAAUCAGUUGUUGGGAAAAAGAAUACCUACUGGUUGCUACUACUGUAUAUAAUCUACACUAUCUAUUCCAAUAUGACACAGAACCUAAGACCUGUAUGUCAUGUGGCUAGCGCACUAUCAUUUAAUCGCUAAUCGGGCUUAUAUACUUCACUUUUCCAAACUUAGUCUUGUGAUUGAUCACAUCUAUUAUCUGGUGUCAGUAAUGGACAUCAGUUCCCAAAUAAUGACAUAAGGAAUUUAUACUGCUCAGUGGCUUCCGAUGAUCGUCGUUCAAUUGAAAAUAUUUUUCUUCAGACUGUAAAAACUCAG
Molecule: messenger RNA, 2181 nt
Organism: Schistosoma haematobium
Lineage: Eukaryota; Metazoa; Platyhelminthes; Trematoda; Strigeidida; Schistosomatidae
Exons: 8
Coding region: 528-1682 (384 amino acids)
Biological process (GO): GDP-fucose import into Golgi lumen; protein O-linked glycosylation via fucose
Cellular component (GO): Golgi apparatus
Molecular function (GO): antiporter activity
Source: RefSeq, a predicted model, not a curated record